Nezara viridula (southern green stink bug) is the source of this 216-nucleotide messenger RNA. Lineage: Eukaryota; Metazoa; Arthropoda; Insecta; Hemiptera; Pentatomidae. The record is from the annotation of a GenBank genome assembly.
AUGGAGUGUCCCUCGGCUUUGUCCACUCCGCCUUCGGGGUCACGACGGGGCGGUUGUCCGGGAGUCCGGACGCAGUUAAACCGAGCGACUAGUAAUGAAGACAUAAAGAGGCCCAGGCUAUUGGUUGAAGCAAUAACCGGAGGAGCAGCAAGGCUUGCGUUGGGCCAUCUCGAAGCCGCUAUCGUAAACGUUCUCAAAGCAAAAAGCCCUCGGUAG